UUUUGCUUAUUUGGGGUUAUUACGUAAUGCUUUGAAGUAUGAAAAUAAAUAAUUGUGUGAAUUUGAGCAGUGCUAUAUCUAUAUACAGCAAGCAAGUUUGAAAUUUCUCAUAAACACGUGAGACGCUGCGUAUGAAGUCGCUUCUCGCGCAUACAUAAGCGCGUGUAAGGAAGUCGUAUAACGCAAUAAAAGGGUGAAAGAAACUUCUGUUUAGUAUAUAACGCGCGUCGUCCUUUCUCGACGUGCUUUUUGCCAGUCCAAGACACACAUGUCAACUUCGGCCUUAUCCUCUUUUUGGCUGUUCCCGUGAUCUUUCCACGGCCCGUCAGCCGUGAUACAGGCAAAAAAGCUGCCCCGCUUCUUUCUUUCUUUCUUUCUCUCGCUUUACAGACAUAUACGUAUGGCAGUCGAUGCCAUCGGACCGACCUUCGAAAUGAAGAAGAGCCACGCCGCGACGAUCUGCUUUAUGUUUAUUACCGAGUCGCGCUCGCGCGUUGGCGCCUAAAUUUCACAAGAUACUCACGGCGCGACGGCUCUGUUUAGUUCGCACGCGCGUUUAUCCAGGCUUCGCUCUGUCAUGUGUACGAUACGCAUUAGAUAUUAUGUGUAUGCGUGUCAGGGUCAGGCUUCGCUUAGCGCCUGGUGGCUGUGCUGGCGCACGGAUUACCAGCAGGCAGCUUGCGAGCUUUUCUUCUAUGUAUAAGUCUUAGAAUAUGAUUUAUAAGAAUAAAGAGCUCACCGUUACUAAUUUAAUAACAGCACAGAGCACAAUGAUGCAUCAAGAAUACGCUGACAAACAAUUCUCAGGAGCGGAAUACGCAAGAAGCUGUAAAUUCCCACUUUCAACGUACGCGGCGCAGAAGGCGCAUGGGAGCAGGCACCACUUCCGUCUUCUAAAAAUAACGUUUAUUCAAUUCUAUAAAAGCGUCUGCAAGGAGAAGUUUGAAAAAAAGAAAACAAAAUCAGCAUGGCCCGCACUUUUGAAAGGCAAAUGCUCAUAAUUCACCAGCGAGCUUUUUAGGUCAGUUUUUUCUUCCGCCGCGGCGCGCUCUUUCUCCGCGCUUUCGAACGCUCGCGCACUUCUCGAUCCCGAAGUCCGGUGUAACUGCGCGGAGAUACAUGGCGCAAAGACAGCCAGAGCAAGUCGCGCGCGCAAAGCUAAGGAGCUUUUUCAUUAUGCAUUUUCUGCGCUCGUAUGGCUGAACUUUUGAAGUUUCGACGAAGAUAAAAGAGGGAGCGCGCAUAAUUUUGGGUGAAAAAAAGUCGAAAGAGAGAAAAGGGGCGACUGUGUACCGCACAUACGGAACGAGCAUAGUGUAAGCAGCCGAAGACGCACAGAUGAGGAUGAGGAGCGCGAGAGCGAGCUGCGGGAGAGGGAAUUAAGGAGCCGGCGCGCGGGGAAGAGGGAGAGAAAGAAGUAGUUAGUAAGAAGAGCCCCGCCGCGGCGGCAGCGUGCUAGUUCGGCCGCGCCGGAUGACGAAAGAGGAUCUUUCCCCUUCGCGUACAUACACACGACUUGUCGUCGCGAACGUUUGCCGCUUCCCCCGCUCGCAUCUAUACAUUCUACAUAUGCGUGUAUAUGCGAGCCGCGCGAGGAUCUCUCCGUCAGUCUACUAUUAUCCGAGCUCUGCGCAGCGUCCCACUGCAGCUCCGCCAUCCACACACGCGCGACAGUAGACCGCCGGACUCUCUCUCUCUCUCUCUCUCUCUCUCUCUCUCUCUCUCUCUCUCUCUCCGUUCGUCUCUCUUCGAUCUGCAAGCUCCGAAGAGGAGAGCCAGCGAGACCGAGAGCGAGACGGUUGGGAGGACCGCCCGGGAGCGAACGAUCGGACAAGGGGAGAGGAUGCUGCUGCUGCGAGGAGACUUCUUCCUCGCGUCGCUGCUGACGCUGGCGGCUCUUCUGCUCCGAGGAACCGAGGGAAGCUCGGCCGAGGAGGACUACCUGGAGAAAUGUUGCGGCCUCGGCACCUCGUGGGCCAGCCAGAAGCUGCGCUGCGAGACGUUCACGGGCCCGGUCUCGGGAGUCGCCGUGGGCGAUCAAGCCGCCUGUCUCGAGACCGUCGAGAUCUGCUGCAGCAAAGCUUUCCAAGAGCGAGACUGCGAGCAGGGUAAAGCCGACGCCAAAGCUGGACUCGCCUGCACCCGCUCCGAGACCGGAGCCAGAAGGGCGCCCGUAGGACUCGGGGAUUUCAGGCGAGACUGCUGCGAGGGCUGCAAGCUAGGUAUCUUGACUGGCUCAAGUGGCAAGAGCUGCGUAUUCAAAAAGUUCAGUCUGGGCAUACCGUGGGACCCGGCCUUCGUGGAAUGCUGUAACGAGGCGUUGACCAGCACUACUCGAGACGCUUCGAGCACCAGCGAAAAGACGUCGCCGCCGACGAGCAGCACCGUCGAGACCACCUCCGUCGAGAGCGACGAGUUCGAGGAAUACGACUUUACCGAUCCCGAUUCGACCACUUUCAAGUCAGACGAUCUGUGCCAAUUGAUGAAAGGCCUGCUGUGCUCGGAAAUCUGCGUGCCGACUCCUGGCUCCUAUUACUGCGAGUGUCACGAGGGAUCCGCGUUACAAGCCGACAGGAGAACCUGCAAAUCCAACGCCACCACUACGGAGCCACAGACAAGCUCGGUUCCACCUUCCGACGCGACGACUCUGGCGAUCGACGAGAAAUCGACCUUCAAGACGCUCACCACUGCCGUCAAAUCGAGGUCCACCAGAUCCGCCCAGAGCGAGGACAACGAACUGAACUCGGCCUGCCCGUCUGGAUAUCGUUAUUCACCGGCCACCGAGGCCUGCGAGGACAUUGACGAGUGCGCCGCGGGCAACGAACGAGCGGGGCUUCCCUGCCCAGCCGGAAGCAGCUGCCUCAACACCAACGGCUCGUACGUCUGCGAGAAUCGCACCGAUCAGCGCUGCGAGCUCGGCUACCGAUGGAACUCGACCGUAGGACGAUGCGUCGAUGUGAAUGAGUGUUUGGAAAACGUUCACAAGUGCCUGCUAGACACGGAAAUUUGCAAAAACUUUGAAGGAUCUUACGAGUGCGAAGUUAAAUGCGAAAAGGGUUAUGCUUUUAACAGCGAUUACGCAGCUUGUCUCGAUAUAAACGAGUGCAACGAAUUGACGAACGCGUGUCUUCAGCCCGAUACCAUUUGCGUGAAUACGCAGGGGAGUUACGAGUGCAGGAGCUUGCGAGAAUACCAACAACAGCUAAACGAAUCGAGUCAAUUCGUUAACGGCUCGGACGCAAACAGGCGGCCGAACAAUUAUGACGGAGUUUACGAAGGCGACAUCGACGAGUGCCAAGUGCAUCAUCAGCCUUGCGCACCAGGUGAGAUGUGUCGCAACACCGCCACUGGCUACGACUGCAUCCCAGCCGCUGCCUACUGUCCCCGUGGUUUUGUCCUCGUCAACGACUCCUGUCAGGACGAGAACGAGUGCGAGCUAGGACUGCACUCGUGCACCCCCUACGAGCGCUGUCAAAAUACCAACGGCUCGUUUACCUGCGAAAAGCCCAGGCCCACGCGACCGCCUACCACCACGGAGGAGCCCAAGAUAUUCUGCCGCAAAGGCUUCAAGCCGAACAUUCGAACGGCAAGCUGCGUCGACAUAGACGAGUGCAUCGAGGGACCGGGUUGCAGGGACCACGAGAGGUGCUCGAAUUUCAUAGGCGGCUACGAUUGCUCACCGCUCUGCAGUCUUGGCUGGUACUUUGACUUUCACAGCAAAACCUGCCGAGACGUCGACGAAUGCCUCCUUGGACUUCACAAUUGCCGGCAGCGCACGCACUACUGCCGCAACACAAACGGCUCGUACGCGUGCGAGCCUCUGACGGCCUGCGAGUCCGGCUACCGUCGUGCCCAAAACGGCAGCUGUCUGGACAUCGACGAGUGCCUGGAAUCGCUGCACACGUGCUCGCGGGACUCGCACCGCUACUGCGUCAACCUCGAGGGCGGCUACGAGUGCAUAACCCGGCUGCCCUCCUGUCCCCGAGGCUUCGAGUACUCGCUGCUGACCCGGCAGUGCGAGGACCUCGACGAGUGUCGCCUCGGACUGGCUCUGUGCAACGCCAGGAUCAACGAGCGCUGCAUCAACCUGCCCGGCGGCUACAGGUGCGAGAGACUCAUCCCCGACGUCAGGGCCAUGAAGAAGCCCGCCUGCCCGGCUGGCUACCGCUACGACGCGGCUCUGAGGAGGUGCUCCGAUGUCGACGAGUGCGCCGACGGAAGUCACAACUGCGGCGAGCAGAAGUGCUACAACUUGCCGGGAAGCUUUCACUGCGCUCGAGCUGCUGUGCCAGUUUUGAGGAAGAAGACGACUACCACGAGCGCGGCCGUCAGAACUACCCCUGGGCUUGGCAAUUGCAAUGUUGGAUCCAGGUACGACCCAACGCGCGGCGGCUGCGUCGACGUGAACGAGUGCGAGGAGUUGGAAGACGCUUGCAGCAGCAACGAGAACUGCCUGAACACUCCAGGCAGCUUCCAGUGCACUUGUCUUCAGGGCUUCCGCCGGGACGAGUUGACACAGGCCUGCGUCGACAUCAACGAGUGCCAGCUGCAGAACGACUGCCUGGCCUCGCAGCGCUGCGACAACACGAUCGGCAGCUACACCUGCGUCAGGUUUCUGCCUUGCGGUACCGGCUAUACCUUGAACGCCGCCACGGAGAUCUGCGAGGACGACGACGAGUGCGUCCUCGGUACUCACGACUGCGGCAACGGCUAUCACUGCAAAAAUACCAUCGGCAGCUACAGAUGUAUCAAGGACCGGAAAAAGGAUAGUAGCACUACGCUCAGGCCGACCACGAGGAGAACCAUCAGGACGACUUGGGCGCCGCCUACCACUGCUUACGCCACUCCACGUUUUACAACUCCCAGGUUCACGACAACGACUACUGCCAGCACCACAACCACCACGACCACGCCGAGGCCCACGACGACCAGUAGAGCAAGAACUACGACUACGACCGAGCCUACGAGCACGAGCACGAGUAGACCGAAAACUACCACGACGACUACUCCAAGAAGGACGACCACUCGCUACGUUCCGACAACGACGACCGAAGAGAUACCCACCGUCGGCACUUUGAUCACAACCCAGCGCAGGCCGAAACCCAGCCUAGCCGCGAUACCGAAAGUCAUUUGCCAAAGUGGAUUCGAAACUGGUCCGGUCGGUCAGUGUAUGGACAUAGACGAAUGUCACCGAAACCGGAAAAUCUGCGGCAACCAUCGUUGCAUAAACACUAUCGGAUCCUACAGAUGCGCGCCUUGGCUGACUUGCGGAUUUGGCUACGCUCCCGACGCCGCCUCAGGCCAAUGCAAGGACGUCGACGAAUGCGCCGAGGGUACGCACAAGUGUGGCCCCGAGCAGACGUGCGAAAACAGGCAAGGCGGCUACGUCUGUUUCUGCCCACGAGGCUACGAGGUCGGCAGCAACCACGACUGCGUCGACGUGAACGAGUGCGAGCGCGCUCCCCCGGGUCGCAGCGCCUGCGGCAGCAACGCUCGCUGCGUCAACAGCCCCGGCUCCUUCCGCUGCCUCUGCGAUCCAGGCUUCGAGAACGAUUCGAGCGGCGCCUGCCAGGACGUCGACGAGUGCCGCCUCGAGUCCGGCGCCUGUCAGCAAGAGUGCUACAAUACCUGGGGUGGCCACAAGUGCGGCUGCAGGUACGGCUACCGUCUCAAAUCCGACAACCGCACCUGCGAGGACGUCGACGAGUGUACCGAGUUCAAGGAGGAUAAUCUCUGCAUCGGUAUCUGCGACAACACCCCUGGAAGCUACGCCUGUCGCUGCCCCGAGGGCUACAAGCUGGGCGCCGACGGACGCACGUGUCAGGAUAUCGACGAGUGCUCCACUGAAGGCAUCUGCAAGGCCGGAGAGAUUUGUCAAAACACUAGAGGUGCUUUCAGAUGCAACAAGAUCAACUGCCCGGCUGGCUACGUGAACGACCCCCAGAGAAAAAACCGAUGCGUGCGCGCGAGCCCGUACUGCCCGGUGAACGACCUCGCCUGUUUCCAGCGCCCGGCCCACUACACGUACAACUUCAUCGCGAUAGUGUCGAUGUACCCGAUCCCGGCGAAGACUGGCCAGGUCGAGCUCUUCACGAUGCGCGGCGCCUACAACAUGCCAGGCUCGACGGUGCGCUUCAGCAUCGGCUUCAUUCGAGCUCGAGCGCCGCCCCAUGUGCUGCCGGCCACCGAGUCCUGCUUCGCCAUGCGACGACCCUACCCCAGUCAGGCUGUCCUGGUCAUGGUCCAGAGCCUCCAGGGACCCCAGGAUAUCGAGCUCGAGUUCUCCAUGGAGAUAUACACUCCUAACGGCGCGUUCGCCGGAAGCGCAGUUGCCAAGAUCUUCAUCGUCGUCACGCAAUACGAGUUUUAGGAGCAAGACUAUUUUCUGCUGUAGUAGGGGAGGGGCUCCUUUGACAUCUCUUCGUUCCCCUCGAGAGCUUUAUCGACUUAUAUGCAUUAGUAUCUCGCGGGAGGGAUCCUUUUGUAUAUACAUGUCUCGGACAACGCUGUAUCUGUAUUAAUCCGCGAUUCUCUGCAGUGCCUUCGUCAACUUAUAUGCCAAAAAGAAUUUUUACCUUAAACUUAUACUUACAUUGUAUGCUGAUUAUCAACAAAGUGUAUUUGUAACAAUCUGGGAUACUUGGAUACAUCUAUUAGUCUAUAAGGUUAACUGUAAUUCCGUAGAUAUAAGCAGUGCCUUUAUUGUGGCAUGCAUUUCUUAUUUUAUAAAUACAUAUUGUUAUUAUUAAUUAUAAUAUUAUGUGCGUUAUUUUAAAUUAAGAAUAUACUUAACACGUGUAGUGCUUUUCGUAUUGCAUUUUAGUAUGCUCAAUUUAUAUUAUGUCCAAUACUUUAGUGAGUAGCACGAUUAACAAAAAAAAGACCAUAUUCUAAAUAUUAAUUUUAACAGACCCUAAAUAACGUUUAGAUGUACUAUCCGCGAGACAGACUUCAAGUUUAUCAAACAUUAUUCUACUCUACUGUAUUUGUGCUCUAAAAAUGGCAAAUUAAAAUAGAUUAACGUUUUUAAAUUGUGCUAGUCUUCGUACCUGGGAGCAACAAUAUUUCACACUUUAUAAAAACAUUUCGCAAUCAACUUUAAACCUAUAUUUUAACAUUCCAAUAACAAAGUACGACGAAUCAACAAAAAAAUCUGGAAAUAUUCCGGAUUGGAAUAAUUCAUUUUUAAAUUUAGUUACAUAUAAUUUUUUCCUAAUGCGCUUGCCAAAUUAUAACAAUUCAUAUUAUUGUAGUACAUUUUUUGUGAUACAAUACAAAUCAUAAAAUUA
Molecule: messenger RNA, 7289 nt
Organism: Nasonia vitripennis (jewel wasp)
Lineage: Eukaryota; Metazoa; Arthropoda; Insecta; Hymenoptera; Pteromalidae
Product: fibrillin-3
Exons: 18
Coding region: 1580-6370 (1596 amino acids)
Molecular function (GO): calcium ion binding
Source: RefSeq, a predicted model, not a curated record